Molecule: messenger RNA, 5726 nt
Organism: Larimichthys crocea (large yellow croaker)
Lineage: Eukaryota; Metazoa; Chordata; Actinopteri; Sciaenidae
Gene: fndc5b
Product: fibronectin type III domain containing 5b
Exons: 6
Coding region: 480-1103 (207 amino acids)
Cellular component (GO): plasma membrane; extracellular region
Molecular function (GO): protein binding
Source: RefSeq, a predicted model, not a curated record
GAGAGAGAGAGAGAGAGAGAGAGUCAUUAGCUGUGGCUGCACGUUGCACUCUGCAGCACUUGCGCACGCCUUUUACGCUCCGCUCACCUCGGCGGGCGGUGCGCGUAGUAAAGCCUCUCCACGCCGCCGCCGCCGCCGCCGCUCCGUCACCAGUCUGCCGGACUGCCGGUGGUCUGAGGGCCGUCGCUGAGGCUCCACCGACAAAACAUAUUGAACAUCACUCCCCCCCUCCUCCUCUUCCUCCUCUUCCUCCUCCUCCUCCUCCUCCUCCCCAUCCUCCUCCUCCUCAUCAUCAUCUGGCUGUUGUUGCUGCAGCGUCCAAGUUCAGGUGAGCCUCGUCGCCGGGCACAACAAGUCCUCUCUCUCUCUCUCUCUGUCUCUCUCUCCGGUACCAACCGGGAUGCUUUCUCCAUCCCGUUAAAUGGGAUGUUAUAAAUGGGCCGCGCAGGAUGUGAAGCCUCGCUAGAAGAAGCAGGAGGAUGGCUAAACCAGGCUUGUCUGCGGCGGUGCUGCUGCUCCUGCUGGGCUUCCUGUCGGUGUCCUCAGUUAAUGCCGACGCCCUGCUGUCAGCUCCGCUCAAUGUGACCAUCAGAGAGAUUGAGGUCAACUCCGCCGUGGUCACGUGGGAAAUCUUGGAGGGGGACCCCGUUAUUGGAUUCGCCAUCACCCAGCAGAAGAAGGAUGUACGCAUGCUGAGGUUCAUCCAGGAGGUGAACACCACCACGCGCUCCUGUGCAUUGUGGGAUCUGGAUGAGGACACUGAGUACAUCGUUCACGUUCAGAGCAUCAGCAUGGGAGGCAGCAGCCCCCCCAGUGAGCCAGUCCUCUUCAGAACUCCCAAAGAGUCGGAGAAGAUGGCGUCCAAAAGUCCAGAUGAGGUGACUAUGGAGGAGGUUGGUCAGGCUGCCCAGCUGAGGGCUGGAGAACUCAUCAUCAUUGUAGUGGUGCUCAUCAUGUGGGCAGGGGUGAUUGCCCUGUUUUGUCGUCAGUAUGACAUCAUCAAAGACAAUGAGCCCAACAACAACAAGGACAAAGCCAAGAACUCCUCAGAGUGCAGUACUCCAGAGCACCCACAGGGGGGGCUACUGCGCAGCAACGUCUAAGACCAGCCCUGCAUAGCCUUGUGCAAUAACCAACUCCUCGAACCUCAGGACAGACCCUGAGACCAACAGAAAGCCAUUCUCAGACACCCUCGUAUUGAGGAAUACCGAUAAACCAUAGCAGAAACUCUUCUCUACGCGAUGACGAACUCUUCAAAAAUGAUGGACAAAUCUGAACUUGCAGAAAGGUUGUAAACGUUCAAACGGGACACAGAAGAGGACUGAACUACGUUCACUUUUGUUGUGACCAAAACUGGACUGCAGCCUACUUUGAGUCGACAUCCAAUAUACUGUAGACAUAAAAUGGCUGUCAGUCAAAGCGCCGGAGGGGACGUCAUUUCUUUUCCACAAGAACGGCUCGUUUUGGGUAUUCUUCAUCAGUGGUAUCGAAUACCAGGAGCGGAUCAUCAAACAUGAAUAUCUGAGUGUUUUUUUUUUUUUUUUCCACUUCAGGUUUGUAUCACUGGUCAGAGAUGGCAGACAUGUAGGUUGGCUCGCAAGAAUAGCUGGUCCUUCAGGUCCAGGUAUCAGUCAGCAUACAACUAAACAAGCUAAGCUCUGUUUUAAAUCAAGGACUUUCUCUUUUUCUAUCUCUCCAUCCACAUUCCCUCCUUUCUGUCUUUAUUACAGCCCUUUGUGUAGCAGCUCAUCCCUCUCCCUGUCCUCCUGUGUCGGUGUCUCUCUAAUAAUGACAUUGCUGUUUGUUGCUCCUCCUAUUGUGAUGUUUAAGCCCUCACAAUCCCAAUCUUGGGUAUGGUAUCAUUUUGUUAUUGGGUCAGAAAUAUAGCACAUUGAGUCUUGUCUCCUGCCUUUCUCUCUGUGUGUCAUCAGUUAAAUGAUGCAUCUCUCCUCUCCGAACUGUAACUUUAACGGCAGUUCGGGGAUAAAAUCAGACACUUUUGUUCCUUUUACAGCGCCCCAUAUUUUUCUUCUAUGAGUUAGAUGAAGCUGUCUGAACACAGCCAUGAUUCAGGCAAAGUUUAUGAAUUCAUCUUGUAAUCUCUCAGCUGUGUCUUCUCGCUGCAAGUCAAAAAUUUUACAACUUUGAAAUCCAGAAGUUAACUUCAGUGUCAAACUUUUAAAGGACUGACACGGCUAGGGGAAAAAAAAAAGACUGAUUUCAGUUCAAAUUGAGGUUUAUUGUUCAUCACUGCAUAUUCAGCACCAUAUGCUGCCUGUGGUCUGCAACAGGAUGUGCAGUGAAUAAGGAUGGAGAUAUGCUGGGCAUUAUUCCUAAUGAAAUGUAUACACUGGGCAAAGUUUGGCUGGGUUUCCUCUGUGGUUUGGCUUAAGACCAGCAGGGAUGUCAGGCUGUAGAAGUACACAGAUGAUUCACUGGCUAAACCCUGUUUUUCUUGUAAUGUGAACAAUUUUCUCUCAGUCCUCCUUUGAAACUGUCAUUAACGUGUUUCAUAAGUGAUAUAGGACUGUCAUGGAUAGAGGUCAAAAAAGCCAGGUGUAAAUUCACUAAAGAGUCACUGCAGAUUUGAUCGCCCCAUGUAGAACUUUAAAAUUCAAACUUACAUGAAUAUGUAAUGUACAUGCUGAUAGACUUAUGUCCCUCCAGUCGUUGUGUUCGUUGUCUGCAAAGAAAGCCGUCGUUAAACUAGGCCGAGUACAUUGCGCAGCAGUGUAUACAAAUGAAACCUUAAACGUGCAUGUGUGACCCUGUCUUCAAAGCAGUGUAGAAGUCCAACAGGCCAGUGAAUCAUUGAAAGUCCCCUUGUUUGGACUUUUGGACCAUCCCACUAAAGGGUUAACUAUAAUUCGUCAACCUGAUCCACAUGUACAGUAUGAUGCUUGCCGUCAUGUGGGACAGACAUUGGAAGCGUUUUAACCUGGAAGUAUCUUUACUUCUUUUUAGUUGUGCUGAAAUAAGUGAUAACUCAUUCAGUUAGUUUGAUGGAAAAGUACAGUCUUGGUCAUUACUUCAAUCGUUUAAGACGUUCAAAAAUUUGUUUGUUGAAAGUUUUGAAGUGGUUUUGGUUGGUAUUGGUCAGACAUCACGAGCAAUCCGAGUACAUUACGGUCAGAUAACUGGUUACAGGGGAAAUCAUCAAUUUAAGAUUGAUAUUUUAUAUUUACUUGUAGAAGAAAAGAGUUUCAUUAAAAGACCAGAUUCAAUGAAUUGAUCCUAGUUUAAUGCCAAGAAUCAUCUGAACCAAAGCCUGAAAUGUAGCUCAUUCCUCUGACUGACUCCCUUUAUUACAAUGAUACAUCUUGAGUCAAUCCCACAGCAUAAUGCUGCUGUAAAAAAACUUAGUGGUACACCAAAUAUGUAUUAAAACAAUCCAUAACAAAUGAACUAUUUACUCCUGUCCUAAAAACUACAGUGCCCAACUAAAAAAAUAACUGGUACAUACUUGUUAGUCGUUUACAGAUUUCAGGAACAAAUGGGCUUAGGGCUGAUUGGCACAAACAGGGUAGGAAAGUUGGAGAAAGUAUUGAGAGACCAACUAACACAUUGUUGGGUUUCCUCAUUUUUAUUGGAUUUGUUGCCAAAAACAAAAAUAUAGAACAACAGCAGCCUAAUCCUUAAACCCCAAAACAAAUGGACAAAUCAAUCAACGGAAAAAUCAUCAUCAUUACUUGCAGCCCUAGCACACUCGGACAUCUUAUUAUUAAAGGAGAAAUCAUAGCAUACAUAUUCAUAACCUUCCUACUUAUGUAGUUACCACUUCAUCAAGGGCUUUAUGUGAAGGACCAAAGGACUUCAGCAGAUUUAUCCAGCUAAAGAUAAAGCUUCAUUAUCUUCUUUGGUGCUUCGCGUUCAGUUAUGAUUUGCUACCCACAUAAUUGCAAAUAUAGUGGAACCCGAUUCCUGAAUACUGAUGCUUCGCUGUUGAGUUCACUAAAAAGUCAGACAGAAAAAAAGCUGCAAAGCUGAACUCAGCAGACUUGCAGCCAUAUUAGAGAUAAUGAGUGAAUGUCUGAAUGCUUCGCUGGUCGAGAUGACUGCUAAUCAUCACCACAUACACCCGCACACAAAUGCUCGAUUUAAAUACUGCCUCGCGUAUUUAAAUACUGCCCUGCGCUGAGAGAGACGGCCAUUAUUUUCUCAUCUCAAUCAACAGUUCUGCCGCCACAUCGAACCCUCGCCCUGCCAUACAUUUACACUUUAUCAGCUUCCCUCUUUGCUCCUCUAUCUCCUGCCACCCUCAUCCGCCUUCAUUUUCCCAUUUAUGACUUUCCCCAUUUCUAUCCCUUUGUCGCAGCGCUUUCUUUCUCAUAUAUCACACCACCCUUGCUCGUUUCUCCCCUUCACCGGUCUUGUCCUCACCCCCACCCAACCCGGCUUCCCUCUCCCCUGUUUCUCAUUAUAUCCACUCCACUAUCCCGUUAGCUUCCUUCUCCCUCUCCACAUCAGCUCUUCUCUCUGAUUCGGCCCCGGUUCAUUGCCUAUCCCUCACUCCUCUGCUCAUUUAUCACUUUUUUCGUCUCAGACCAGCCUGGAUGGACACUCUACCUGGUAAACAAGUGAGGCAAAAUAGACUAGAGGGAGGAGGAGAAUGAAAGAAUUAAUGCCAAGAGAUAAAUACUUUCAUACACUUAUUAAUAAGCGCAUAUAUGAUUGAGUUUCAUGCUCCAGAACAGGAUCUGUCAGAUCAAUAAGAAGAAUGCAUAAUUCAGUUCACUAUAGUUUGUGUGGUGUUGAAGCAGUAUGUAUAAGAACUGUAAAAAGAGUGAUUUAGCUUGUGGUGGUCUUUUAAUGCAAGCUGGUUUGUAGAGAGAGAGAAACCAUCUAACAUUGAGAGAUAAAGUACCUGCACAGAAACAAAGAGGAUCUGAAAAAGCAGAUUUUUGAAGCAUAUGGUACUUGAAGUGUUGACAGAAAUGGGGCAUUGUGGCCUGUCGAACACAGCAAAAUUAAAGAACAAGCACCUCCGCCAACGUAGGAUUUAAAUAUCAAACUGUUUCUGAAAGGAGCGUAGCUCGUAGCUGUCUUUGGUUUUUACAAAGGGAGUGUUAAGCUGGAGUCAUAGUGGUUGUUGUUGUUGUUGCUCUGCUGGACCAAAUGAAAUCAGGGAAAGACUCGAGCUAAAUUUGGUAUUUUUAAACCGUACCCAAGUUUCCUUUAGGCUGUAAUGUGUUUAGUCUCUUUCUGUCAAGGACAGGACAAGUACCAGGUUUUGUGUAGAUGUUGGCAUGAAAGCACUCAUUAAUGGUUACACAAGUGCAACUUUAUGAAUGUUUUCCAGGAGUGACUGUAUGAAAAUGUGCACCAUCAUCCCCGUAUUUAAACGAUAUUGCUUGUAUCUUCUCCCCUCUGUCAAUGACAUCCAGCUUUUCACUCUGUCUCAGAGUGUAGCCCUUCGUAAUAACACUUUCCGACAAAUUGGACAACAUGUACAGACGUUCUUCUGAUCCGAGUGUAGCCUUGCCCUUAAUCUAACUUUUGAUUUUUAAAGGAACCGUUCUCAAAUUUAAUAAAUGUGCUUUUUGUUGCCAUCAACUCCAGUCAGCUGUGAAAGAAGUUUACCUUUGCUUCCAAUCUUCGUGCAAAGCUAGGCUGGCCUGGUUCCAGACCUGUUGACCAAUUAGAAUAGUCGACCUAGAUGCUAAUUGCCUUGUAGGCAGGAUUAAAAAUAGGGAUCUCAUCUUUCUACAAAGCUUAAUAGCUACCUA